Messenger RNA from Malus domestica (apple), 1705 nucleotides. NCBI's taxonomy places the organism in Eukaryota, Viridiplantae, Streptophyta, Magnoliopsida, Rosales, Rosaceae. The record is from RefSeq and is a predicted model, not a curated record.
GUCCCACGAUGAAACAAACUCCAGAGGUCCACUGCAGAGUGGGUUUGGUUGGAGGCUAACUCCAAAAUCCCAACACUCCAUGUCAGCCAGUGGACAUUGGUUGUUUGCUCCCAAAUUUCCUCUUUUCCUUUUAAUUGUGGUGGAAACAACAGCACACUCAAGCUUAACUUCACUCUAAAGCUCUCUCUCUCUCUCUCUCUCUCUCUCUCUCUCUCUCUCUCUCUCUCUCUCUCUGUGACAAUGGAAACUGGACUUCCCAUGUUUAAUUGUCUCUUGCAGCACACGCUGAGGAACCUCUGUUCUUGUUCAGAUUCUUCUUCCAAUCCUUCCAAAUGGGUUUAUGCUGUCUUCUGGAGAAUCUUGCCUCGGAACUAUCCUCCCCCAAAGUGGGAUUAUGGAGGGAGUGCUCUUAAUCGAUCCAAAGGAAACAAACGGAACUGGAUUCUUGUUUGGGAAGAUGGGUUCUGUGAUUUCUAUGAAUGUGAGCAAGCAGGAAGUGGGUACAUCAAGGGGAGGUUUGGAGCUGAUGUCUUCUUCAAAAUGUCACAUGAAGUCUAUAAUUUUGGAGAAGGAUUAGUGGGGAAAGUAGCAGCAGAAAAUAGCCACAAAUGGGUGUUCAGAGAUGCACCAAAUGAAGGUGAUCCUACCUUCAUUUCCUCUUGGAAUGCAUCCACUGAACCUCAACCAAGGGCGUGGGAAUUUCAAUUCCAAUCAGGCAUACAGACUAUUGCAAUCAUUUCUGUUAGAGAAGGCAUAAUUCAACUUGGCUCCUUCGACAAGAUAUUGGAAGAUCUUAAUCUUGUGAUCAGCAUACAGAGGAAACUCAGCUACCUCCAGAGCAUACCAGGAGUUUUUGCCAUGCAAAGACCUUACCUACCAAUCCAACAUCCCUACAUCCUCAAACCAAAUCCUCAGAUGAUUGCAAACCAUGAUCAAACAGCUUUAUCAGUCUACGAAAAGCGCCAACUGACCGGCGUGAAAAGAUUGUUCAACGAAGUCCCUGAUCAUUCCCAAACCAAGUCCAUAAACUUGGGCUGGAACACCCCACAAAAUGGACUUCCAGGAUCACCACCUUGGCCAAUUCUUCCUCUUCUGCCCUCCAUUUCUUGCAGCCUUGGAGCUCUACUGUCGAAGCUACCUUCGGUUAAUAUCCCAUCCUAUAAUUCUGGUGAAGCUCCUGACAGAGACAUGCUUAUGAACACCAUGAGCAACAGUGGCAACAAUUGUGCAGACCAGAUGCUGAAGAUUAGUGGUGGCAUUACGAAAAUAGAGUCAUCCUGUCACUCGUAUGCAGCUAAUGAAGAAAAGCACAGUUCCAUGAACCCUAAUUUGGGUUUAGAAAAUGAGGGUUAGACUUAAAUUGCUCUCGCUGAAUCUUAAUUAAUUACAAAGUUGCAGCCCAGUUUUCUUCCAAACGCAGAUGCAAGCAGGCAAUACAUUGCUUUGGCCAACUGGUUUAUCCCACAUCUACAACUCAAUCUUUUUAAUUAUGCUCGCUUGGGCUUUUGUCAUAUAGCAAUAUAUAUGUAAUUAUUCUUUCAUGCAAUAAUGACGUCUCCAUGGUCCCCAAAACUCAACUGAAGAUGAAAACUGACCAGAGAUUGUCGUAGGGUUGGAUCAAAGAUGUUGCAUGAGACAUAUGGUAUCCUCCUCCCGACAAAAUGAUGGUCUACAAUCCCCAAUCAUUCAAUUUUUCUUCAUCUUA